UCCUGGUUUGAAAAAUCUAAAGAGUUCAUUUUAAAUGGAAGAUAUUCAAAAGAUGAAGCUGUUAUAAAUAUGAUAGAAGAUUUCUUUGAUGUUUUGAUGGUCAUACAUGAUGUCAAUGAUGAAGGUAAAAGGCAAGUAGUGGAAAGUUUUGCACCUCGAAUAUGUGCCCUGGUUAUUGACACUAGAGUGAACAUCUAUAUUCAGCAAGAGAUUCUAAAAAAACUGAAUGCUAUGCUUGACAAAAUGCCUCAAGAUGCCAGGGAAAUACUCUCUAAUGAAGAAAUGUUAAUUCUCAUGAGAAGUAUGGGGGACAGGAUUUUAUAUAUUGGAGAUUAUGACUUACAAGUGGGCAUCACAGAAGCUUUAUGUAGAAUGAGCACAGAAAAACAAAGACAGGAACAGGCGUGUCAGUGGUUUUCCAUGGAUUUUGUUGCUACUGCAUUUAAAGAUAUUAGAAAUUCUGAAUUUGAAACAGAUUGCAGGAAAUUUCUCAAUCUCGUAAAUGGCAUGCUUGGAGACAAGAGAAGGGUGUAUACAUUUCCUUGUGUAUCAGCCUUUCUAGAUAACUAUGAAUUACAUCUACCAUCGGAUGACAAACUUGAGGGCUUUUGGAUUGACUUUAACCUGGGCACCCAGACAAUAUCAUUCUACAUUUCUGGAGACGAUGAACAUCAGUGGGAAGCAGUCACUGUGCCUGAGGAAUUAGUGCAGCUUUAUGAUAUUGAAGUGAGAGAGGAAAAGCUGCUACUUAGUAUAAUCCUGAAAAAUCUAAUACAGAUUAGUAAAAGAGAUGGGAAAGAAUUGCUUUUCUGUUUUGCUGAGUCAGUUGACAUCAUUCAUGUGAUUCAAAAAGUUUUUGGUACAAAGAAGUAUAAGGAAUUUACAAAGAAGCAAAGUACUUCAGUUGCCAAAACAUCAGUGCACGUACUUUUUGAUGCAAGUGGAUCACAGAUUCUAGUGCCAGAAAGCCAAUUGUCAUCAGUCAAAGAAGAGCCUAUUAAUGUAAAAGAAUGUGUUAAGCCUCCAAAAUAUGUUGCAAAUAGUCAUCGAGAGCCUCAUAAAAAUAGUCAGUCUGAGGUGACAACUCCAGCCAAAAGAAAAAUAUCUGAAGCAUCUUUAGUCAUUCCUGCUACAGAUAGAUACACUGUGAGAAGUCCAAUACUAUUAACCAACAUUGCAACACCACGAAGAGGGAGGAUUAAGCCACCACUGCAAAUGAUGAGCCCAGCAAAACACCCAGGUGUUUCUGAAACAUGUGAAACGCGAGUGAAUGAUGCUAUGCCCCUUAAGUUAAAACCAUCUGCAGAACAAACGAGAGGCAACAAUACAGACAAACCCAUGAAAACUGCCAAUGUUAUGGAAAAUACAGAAAAUAAAGAAAAUGAAUUUCUGAACCCAAACUUUAAUGAACUUCAGGAUCCCGCCUUUGAUUCACAAGCAGUGAUAAAAGUAGACGAACCUGUAUUACCUGCUGCUUUACACAGCAUCAGUAAAAACAAAAAUCAUUCCAACUGGGCAUACUGGACCCCUGAAAAAAAGAUUGAACUUGUUAUUAACCAGAGAGAAAAUACUUCAUCAAAAGAUCCAGCUAAGCAAGAAUAUGCUGUCCACAAAAAACCUCCUAGACAAAAGUCAGCCUCUUCAACAUCCGAUGAUAAUUUUGAAGAAACCGGAAAGAUGCAAAGUACAAAAGCGCUAGCAGUGAAUAACACAGUAAACCAAAUGCAAGUCGAAAUUUGUAAAAGAAGCUGUCAACAACAACUAAAGCAUUCUCAACCCUUGAAGGAGAAAAAUACUCAACAAACAAAGCAGAGUGAUUGGCGCAUCGAAUCUGAAACGACGUUUAAAUCAGUGCUGCACAAUAAUAAUACAGUUGAAAAAUCUCUGAUCUACAGGGAAAAAUUAAUAUUGUCAAAAGACAUCUGUACUACUGUUUGUGACAAAAACUCUUCUAGGAACAAUGUGCAAAGUCAUAGGAAAUCGGGAAAAAAACUGGCUUCUGACCUUAAUUUCUGUGAUUUAAAACAGAAGAAAAAGGAAAAGGUUCAGAAAAAAAGUUUUAGACAACUGAAGACUACUAUUGUUAAUGUUACUUCUCAAUGCCCGUUGAAUGAUGUUUACAAUUUUAAUUUGAAUGGAGCUGAGGAACCUAUUAUAAAACUUGGAGUCCAGGAACUCCAAACUACAACUAGAGAAUCCUGUGUGGAUAAUUCAAUAAAAUUGGUAGACUUAAGUAACAAGGCUGACCGUGAACCUUCUCUCAAAACAAAAGAAAAAAGAGUAACAGACCAUGGAAAGCAGCAUCUCUUUAGUGAUAGUGACACAGAUUUCUGGCAUGAUGACAGUAUCAGCUGGUUAAGAGAACCAGAAUCAAAACGGCAGCUGAUAGACUACAGCCGAAGUAAACGCGCCAAGAGACAGAACGGUGGGGAAACAGGAUCAUUCUUAAAAACAGAACCACCAAGAUAUAAGAAAGUAAUGACACCUGGAAAAACCACCACUGGAAAGUUACAUGAUUUAGUUCCGGAUGGACGAACCAGACUUCCACGAAGAGCAGCAAAGGUGAAAAUAAAUUAUAAAGAUCUCUCAAAUUCAGACUCGGAGAGUGAAGCAGAAUUGUCAUCUAAAGAGAAAAUGCCAGUAAAGGAGGAAACUACCCAUUCUAAAACCAUAAAGCGUCCCAAGGAAUCACAGACUACUGGAGCACCAGAGGAGCCCCCAAAAGGGUGGGAGAAGUUGUCCAGACCCAAGGACACAGGAGAUAGCAGUCUUGAUGUUUCCUCUGCAUCUCUGUCUGGGAUGCCCUCGUCGGUAGAAGUAAUGAGAGGUCUAGAAGAAAUAACAGAGAGGGAGUCUACCCACGAUUAUGGUUGUGUAACACCUCAGAAAAAUUCAUCACUUGAGUCCUUAAAUAGUAAAAAUGACAGCAAUGAGAAAAAUUCAUGUACAAGAGAAAGUUGCUCACCAAUUCCACAUCCAUUUUUGCCCAACCAUACUCCUGUAUCUAAGAAUACUACGACUGGGAAUGGUCCUGGAGCAAUUCCACAAGAAACACAAAAUUCCAGCAGUUAUUCAGAUGUAAGCAGUUACAAUCCACAAAAACCGUUUGUAGAAAAUGAACUUCCAAAUACCAUUGAGAGUUACACAGAAACACAAACAGAGGAAAGCAAUUCCGUGUUUCCAUUGUCCUCAUCUAGUGAGAGAAGAGAGGACGAUGGUUGUAGCACAUCUUCUGACACGGCUCAUGCAUCAUCAGGUGCCACUCAGCAUCCUAAUCGCAAACGAAUGUACAUAGAUGAUGAUGGGCAUAAUUCUGAUGAUAUAGAAAUGGAAGAGCAAGAAGAACGGAGACAGAACUUGCUUCCCCCAAAGCUGUCUAGAAUGGAAGGUGUAGAUCAUCCCACCUCCACAAAUACUGUAGCUGGUUGUCCUCACUUUGUAGCAUCUGAAAACGUAUCCGCACUUUCAUCAUAUGAGUAUAUUCCUCAACUGGAUUGCAAAGUGGAACAUUCACGGAUGACGUAUGAGAAACUCCGUAAUGAAUAUAAGAGGAAGGCCCAAUUAAAUAUUUUUCAGAAUUACUGCAUGAUGGAUUAUUUUACCAAACAGUCUUGGAAAUCGAUACAACAACAUAUGGCAAAAGUGAGCCACCAAGUUCAAGAGUCCAGGAAUGAAAAACUUGAUAAAAUCCAAUUCACCAUCCUACAAGAGCUGGAAAACGUUGAAAGAGAAGCAGAAUCCCUAACAGUUUUGGAGAAGGAAUUUGCGGACUUUUGGGAAAAGCUGAUUCACAAGCUCACUAUUUAUCAGAAAAGUGAGCGACAGAGGCUCCAUGUUCUGAGAACCUCUCUUGAUGAAAACAUCUGCACCAACACUGAAGAGGAAGAUGCCAUGUUUACUUCGGAGAUGUGCGUGAUGAAAGAAAACAUGAAAAGGAUACAAGACAGGCUUCUCAAGAAAAUGGUAAAUUGAAUAUCUAGUCAGGUCUUUAUGAAGAGAAAUUCUUGGGUUGUGGAAAACUUAGAAUAAUGAACCCAUGAGCGCUGUAGUCGGCCUGAGGAGUAUCGUGACAGUUACCCAAAGGCUAUAUAUACGCUAGGGAAGAACUGUUCUCCCUGUGGGGCUUAAAGGAAGCUGCUUUGAGAAAACACCCAAAGUUGGCAGGCAUGUUGGUCACUUUUUGGCUUCCUUAAAUGUCAGUGAUGAUCAUGAAGAAUGAGCACUGAUACACUAUAAAAGGGUGGUUUUAAAACGAAUCCUAGUGACGGUGAAAUCUAAGUGUAAUGAUUUCUUCCCCCUUGGUGGACCACCAUAGCAAGAGGAGGAGCUUCGUCAUGUACGCAGAGGGCUGUCGUCAUUAUUUACGUCUGAUGAAAGAGCC
Messenger RNA from Echinops telfairi (small Madagascar hedgehog), 4381 nucleotides. RefSeq names its product synaptonemal complex protein 2 (gene SYCP2). The record is from RefSeq and is a predicted model, not a curated record. Lineage: Eukaryota; Metazoa; Chordata; Mammalia; Afrosoricida; Tenrecidae. Bases 70 to 3972 code for a protein of 1300 amino acids. The transcript is spliced from 37 exons.